AUGGCAACCCCCCAACCCACCGCCUCUCUCCGACCCACGCCCCCAAAACGCGCCUCAACCGUCAAACCGAUCCUCCCUCCACCCCCCAGCACAAUCCACCCCACAGCCGUGAUCGCGAGUCAUGCGGUCCUAAGCGGCACCCACCCCAUCACCAUAGGUGCACACUGCAUCAUCCAUCCCUACGCGCGGAUCGUCAGCGCUGAGGGGCCUGUGGAGCUUCAGGAGGGGGUUGUGGUGUGGGAGCAUGGAAUUAUAGAAGGGAGGGGAGAGGGUGUAAGGAUCGGUAGGGGUGUGAUUGUGGAGAGUGGUGCGAGGAUCGAGGGGGAGGUGGGGGAAGGGAGUUUGGUGGGUCAGGGGAGCAUUAUUGGUGUUGGGAGCGUGGUAGGGAAGCACUGCAAACUCGCGCCCCGAACAAUCCUCGAGCCACAAACGCGGAUCCCGGACUUCACGGUUGUUUACGGCGCCAACAACGCCCGCCGCGUUGAUACGACGGUGAGGGAUAAGGCGGAAACUAUGACGGCUAGGGAGAAGGGACAGCAACGGCAGAUGGACGCGCUGCGGAAGCUUGUGCCCGGUAACACCGCCAAGUGGAUGACUUGA
Coniosporium apollinis CBS 100218 is the source of this 600-nucleotide messenger RNA. RefSeq lists its product as uncharacterized. NCBI's taxonomy places the organism in Eukaryota, Fungi, Ascomycota, Dothideomycetes. Gene Ontology annotation, biological process: mitotic spindle organization. Gene Ontology annotation, cellular component: dynactin complex. Gene Ontology annotation, molecular function: dynein complex binding. The record is from RefSeq and is a predicted model, not a curated record. The coding region runs from base 1 to 600 and encodes 199 amino acids. The transcript is spliced from 2 exons.